AUGGGCGUGCUUCCGCACCUGACGUUGGCUCCGUUUGGGCUCGAUCUGCAUUGCUCAAGCUCCGCGGCCGCGGCAUCGACGAUCCGACAAGGUCCCGCACGCGUGGGACGUUCAGAUCAGAGCGAGCAGUUCUCGAUGAACACGCUGCAAGGGGCCAAGACCGAUACGACAUUUCCCCUUCCCAGUAUCAGUGCACUGAUGCCUAUUGCAGAUCCAUCCGGGUUGCAUGUUGUGAAGACGACGACGACGGAUAGCCGCUGCCCACCAGAAAACAACACGACCGACGGCUGCACCUUUGUCAUCACCGAGUCCAGCGUGUACAACUCCGAGGCAUCCUGA
Messenger RNA from Sparassis crispa, 339 nucleotides. RefSeq lists its product as hypothetical. Bases 1 to 339 code for a protein of 112 amino acids. The transcript is spliced from 2 exons. Lineage: Eukaryota; Fungi; Basidiomycota; Agaricomycetes; Polyporales; Sparassidaceae. The record is from RefSeq and is a predicted model, not a curated record.